Molecule: messenger RNA, 2000 nt
Organism: Paraphaeosphaeria sporulosa
Lineage: Eukaryota; Fungi; Ascomycota; Dothideomycetes; Pleosporales; Didymosphaeriaceae
Exons: 1
Coding region: 274-1545 (423 amino acids)
Molecular function (GO): protein binding
Source: RefSeq, a predicted model, not a curated record
CAUCAUUCUCCAAGCGCUGCACUGCUUUUCUUUCCAGCAUGUUCUGGCCCUACCCGUGAAAUAUUUUGUUAAUUGUUGCCAAACCAGUUCAUUGGUUCACCUUUGAUUCAGUCGCCAUCGACGAAAAAGUUGUGAGGAUACAGCUAGAGUUACCCACCCUCUGAUUGGGGAACAGAGCGCGAGAAAAUCCACAACCCAGCAUUAUCCUCAGUUCCAUCACUAGCUGCCUAUGUAUUGGAUGCCUUCGGAUAAUACACGACUGUUCCCUUCAGCAUGGCCGAAGAAGAUGCCCUUGUCGUCAUUGCCCCCGCAGGCGACCUAAUACUGGACGUUAGGCAGGCAGAAGGAACCCCUCGUUUCUCCUACCGUGUCCAUUCCAAGGUCCUCCGAGACAGCUCACGCUAUUUUGAGAACCUCCUCAGCGACCGAUUUAGGGAGGGAGAGCAACUGGCAACCGCGCUCGAAGCCCUGAAAGUAGCAGGGCUUUCAGACCUCGCCGACGCACCCGUCGACGCUUUACCUCGAGUUGCCAUUCUGGAUGUUGGCAGAACGAGCGCAUUGAGCGUACGAAACUUGGUCGCCGACUUCCUGCGCGCCAUACACGGCGAGGAUCUCUCUGCUGCCACACCGCCCGUGCCAAACCUGGCCAACAUCGCCGUUGUCGCUGAUCGAUUCGAUGCAACCGAUACGCUCUCGCGAUAUGUGCGGAAAAGGAAAUACGGGGCGCUGCUGGAUGCGAAGUCGGGCAAGGGAAAGAUAAGCAUAGGCAUGACGGAAGAGCGGGUACGGCAGAAGUUGCUGGUUGGGCUUUUGUUUGACCACGCGCCUUGGGUUACGCGGUAUUCGAAACAUCUUAUCCUGCGAGACUCUUCGCAAUGGCAGCCGGGCGUGGAGGAGGAUCAUACCAAACCGCUGUGGUGGGAUCUGCCGAAUGGAGUGGAAGACGAGCUGAUACAGCGCCGCGAGUACAUACUCGAGACGAUCAACUCUCUUCAAUCGCAUUUCCUCAAGCUGUACACGUCCGGCGAGCGGCAGUGCAAGCUGGGUUAUGACACAUCCGUACAAUGCGACUCCUUCCAGCUGGGCGAAAUGAUCCGCUUCUUUAUUAGAUUAGGGACAGUACGAUUACAAGGCACCAUAUACGACAACACCGAGCCGACAUAUCACACUGGAGAUAUCGAACGAUUGCUGGAGUCGCUGCGGCAAUGCUCAUCCUAUCAAGUCGAUCGUAAUCACGCCCACUGCGGUCUACGGACGAGGCUCCUCCCUCUAGUCGAUUUACUUCAAAACCAACUGUGUUUAGACACAACGAGCCUUGAUGUUGGCCUUUGUCUUGAAUGCUGGAAUAAUCAUCGAGACAAUUACGCCUGGUCCGUAGCGAAGAGACCGGUAUUGUGGGCUCAACAUCCGUCCGUGACCGGCAACCGAAUGCUCUCCAAGGGACACCGACGUACGCCUAGUAGCUGCCUGCACAGGCAUAUUGUGGUUCGUGAUCUGUUCAUGGCCACCGACAGGAACUGGACCGCUAGAGAUGCCGUCUACUGAAGGGACUGCAAAGCUUGAUGCAACCUAAUCUCCUCGGAAAUCCAGGCGACUGUCGGUCCCAAGCCUCAAUAAAUGCGCCGAGCCUGCCCUGCGCGCAAGACUGGCUCGUGCUUGUCAUACCCCAAUAAUCCCAGCCCUAUGAAGCCACAGCCGUUGCAGUUCAGCCUAAGGCAGAGACCAGGUGGGUCGACCGAUGCUAGACCCGGCAAAAGAUACAUUCUGUGUAGCAAAUAUCUAUAGCUUCGCCGUAGGAAUCUCGGUGCCGAUAGCCGUUUGUCGGUGAGAGACUGAGAGUCAGCCCUUAAUUAUGCUUUGAUAGCGCAACUGAAGUUCCCAUUGUUGUGUGCCGCUGUAUUAGAAUUAUUGGCUUACCACGGGGUGGUUCCCCCAUGAAGGGGAGUAGUUCACGAGCCGCGGUCACGGAAUGCUUGUGUCUGAGCCAAUGCUCAUGAACG